UAACAUAAGGCGUGUUGUCUAGUUGGCGCAUGCGCAGUAAAGACUCGUCCAGAAUCGGGUAGAUAGAUCCGAGAUGAAAUCACUGGAGUUUUAUCUCAUGUUGCACAAGUAUCUCGUGGAGGGACAGUUCAUGGCAAGCUGCAGCAGAAGAGUGAGAAGUGAUAUCCGCCGUGCUUGUGAUAAAUUCAUCAUUAAAGACGGCCGGAUGUAUUACGUCGGCCCUAACAAGACGUACAUGCGCUUGGUGGUCAUGAGUGAGGAUGAAAAAAAGUUUGCCCUAAAUGAGUGUCACAAUAACAGUAAGACCGGGAACCAUCAUGGCGUAAGAGGCACCAGAAACAGGGUUAUAGCUGGCUACUUCUGGCCGACACUUAUAAAGGAUGUAACAGAGUGGGUGAAGUCUUGCGAGCGCUGUCAGAGUAACAUCAGUAAGACGGGGACACCGGCGCUGCAUUCUGUGAAGAAAGCCUUUCCGGUGAAGGUUUUAGUCACCCAAGCUCCUGCUGCUGAAGUAGUCUGUCAUUCAGAAGAUCUCUGUCCAGAAGAGGAAGACCUACAGCAAAGUAGCAGGAUUCCUAUAAUUACAACGAUAGAGGGAGCAGUGUCUUCGGAGGAAAUAAAGCCUUAUUUCAGGGUGUUGGUGGGAAACAUACCAACACUUCUGGACCCUCCGCUGGCUCAGCAGUUGCUGGGUAAAAGUAACAAUGAACAAAGCACACAGACCUCACACUCACCUCACGCUCGUGUCACGACAACAGAAAAGGAAACAGACAUCAGUUACAUAUAUAAAAGAUAUUUGCUCCAAGAACUAGAAGUAAGGAAAGCAGAUCUCCAAUACACAAAGCUGAAAAUCAGAAAACUGGAGCUGGAAAUAAAGAAAAUGGAGAAAGAAGCUGCACAAGAUCACUAAAAACAAUAAACACGUAUUACAAAAUAAC
Messenger RNA from Tachysurus vachellii, 938 nucleotides. RefSeq lists its product as uncharacterized. NCBI's taxonomy places the organism in Eukaryota, Metazoa, Chordata, Actinopteri, Siluriformes, Bagridae. The coding region runs from base 74 to 910 and encodes 278 amino acids. The transcript is spliced from 8 exons. The record is from RefSeq and is a predicted model, not a curated record.